GUUUGUGCGUCUUCCUGGAUUUCAUAAUAAACAUUAACAAUCCACAAAACACCACACCCGUGACACUCACAAUAUGGCUACGGUUAGCUUUAGUGGCUCACCUUAAGUCUUAACAAAAGAGCUCUAAGAUGGCAGCACCCACAUUUAUGUCAAAAAGAAGGUGGAUAAGGGGUGUAUUAACCCUGCACUCCAGUUUUCCUGAAACCGGUUUUCUCUCUCUCUCUCUCUCUCUCUCUCUCUCUCUCUCUCUCUCUCUCUCUCUCUCUCUCUCUCUCUCUUAGGAACAGCAGGUUGGGUAACUUAUUUACUCAUUUACAGAGGGAAAUCAAAAUCCUGUUCAACCUCUAGAAAGCACAACAUUUUAUGGAAACUCGACACAGACAUUAAAGGUGAAAAAUUGACAUGAAAAGUCUUAAAAAUGAGCCUUUAUGAGGAGAAAAAGGAAGAUGUACAGUACCACAAAACACAAUGUUCAGAGCUCAGCUGUGUGUCUAUGAAGAGUAAAGAUUCCAUUUUUCAGCCUCCUAAUCUUAAUAAUGGAGCGAUGACCUCUGACCCCAUAGAGGAGAAAGAUUAUUCCAGCAACUCUGUAAAAUCCCAUCUGACAUGCACUGCUUUAAUGGAGACCUUCUUCAGGCAACAGAGAUUCAAAGAUACUCACAAAUCCAUCUUAAAGAACAAAUAUGGGAGCUUAUUUGAGGGAAUCAAACUACAGAAGAACAAAACCCUCCUGAACAGAAUUUACACGCAGCUGUACAUCAUAGAGGGAGAGAGUGGACGAGUGAAUGAAGAACAUGAGGUUUUACAGAUGGAGAAAACACACAGAACACAACACUUACAAGACACAAGAAUCUACUGCAAUGACAUCUUUAAACCUUUACCUGAAUCAGAAUACAAAACAGUGAAGAGAAAAGAGAAAAAGACAAAAAUAAAGAGCGUUCUCACUCAAGGCAUCGCUGGAAUUGGAAAAACAGUCUCUGUGCAGAAGUUCAUUCUGGAUUGGGCUGAAGGAAGAACCAAUCAAGAUAUAGACUUCAUGUUUGUGCUUCCAUUUAGAGAGCUGAACUUGAUUCAAGAUGAUCAGUACAGUCUUCACAAACUUCUGCUUGACUUUCAUCCUGAACUUCAAGAUCUGGACUCAAAGGUUUAUGAUGAGUGUAAAGUUGUGUUCAUCUUUGAUGGUCUGGAUGAAAGCAGAAUAACACUGAUGUUUUCAGACGGUGAGAUAGUUUCUGAUGUGAAUCAGGCUUCAUCAGUUGGUGUGUUGAUGUCAAACCUGAUCAAAGGAGAUCUGCUUCCAUCUGCUCUCAUCUGGAUCACCUCCAGACCAGCAGCAGCUAAUCAGAUCCCAUCUAAAUACAUCAACCGUGUGACAGAAAUCCAGGGAUUCAAUGAUCCUCAGAAGGAGGAAUAUUUCAGGAAGAGAAUCAGUGAUGAACAUCAAGCCAGCAGAAUCAUCUCACACAUUAAAAAAACAAGAAGUCUCCACAUCAUGUGUCACAUACCAGUCUUCUGCUGGAUCUCAUCCACUGUGCUUCAAAACAUCCUAAAACAAGAUCACAGAACAGAAAUCCCCAAAACUCUGACUGAAAUGUACAUCCACUUCCUGCUGAUUCAGAUGAAUAUAAAGAAUGAGAAGUAUGAUGAGAGAGAUCCACAGAAACUCUUGCAGUCUAACAGAGAAAUGAUUGUCAAACUGUCUAAACUGGCUUUCAAACAGCUGAUGAAGGGUAAUGUGAUGUUUUAUGAGGAGGACCUGAGAGAUUGUGGGAUAGACAUAAUUGACGCCUCAUUGUAUUCUGGGAUCUGUACUGAGAUCUUUAAGGAGGAAUCUGUGAUUCAUCAGAGGAAAAUUUACUGCUUCAUACAUCUCAGCUUUCAGGAGUUUCUGGCUGCUUUCUAUGUGUUUUAUUCCCAUUUAACCAAGAACACAAAAUCACUGCACUUGUUUCUUGGAAAAAAAUGUAAGAGUGGGGACAGCUCUUUGUUUGAGUUACUAACAUCAACAGUUCAUAAAAGCCUUCUGUAUGAAAAUGGACAUCUGGAUCUUUUCCUGCGAUUCCUGCUGGGCAUCUCACUGGAAUCCAAUCAGAGACUCUUACAGGAUUUACUGCCACACACAGAGGAGAGUUCAAAGAGCAUCAAGAAAACCACAAAUUACAUUAUAGACAAAAUCGAUGAUGAAAAUUGUCUGUUAUCCGACAGAUACAUCAAUCUGCUUCUCUGUCUGCUUGAAAUGAAGGUUCAGUCUCUGCACAGACAGAUUCAAGAGUUUUUGCCAUCACAGACACUCUCUGCUGCUCACUGUUCAGCAAUAGCCUACAUGAUUCAAAUGUCUGAGGAAGUGCUGGAUGAGCUGGACCUCAAGAAAUACAACACAACACAGGAGGGUAGAAGAAGACUUGUACCAGCUGUGAUUAACUGCAGAAAAGCAUUAUUUGCAAGCUGUAGUCUCACUGAUGAAUGCUGUGAAAGUUUGGCUGCAGCUCUAGAGUCAUUCAACUCCCCCCUGAGAGAGCUGGACCUGAGUUAUAAUAAACUUAAGGAUUUCAGAGUCAACAGUGCACACUAUCAGCUGGGAAAUCUAAGACUGAAGCUGCUCUUUGAUGGACUGAAAAAUCCAAACUGUAAACUGGAGAUUCUGAGAUUGUCCAGCUGUAAUCUCACUUAUCGUUCCUGUGAAGGCUUGGCUUUAGCACUAAAAUCCUCAAACUCCUUCCUGAAAGAACUGGACUUGAGUAACAAUGACUUGCAGGAUUCAGGAGUGAAGCUCAUCUCUGAAGGACUGAAGAGCCCUAAAUGUCAGCUGGAGAUACUGAGAUUAUUCGGCUGUAUGGUGACAGAGGGAGGAUGUAUUGCUCUUGCUUUAGCUUUGAGAUCAAACCCAUCACACCUGAGAGAGUUGGAUCUGAGCUACAAUCACCCAGGAGAUUCAGGAAUAAAGCUGCUCUCUGAUCUGUUGGAGGAUCCACACUUUAAACUGGAGAUACUCAAUGUGGCUCAUGCUAGAGAGAUCAUGAUCACAGCAGGACCACGCAAGUAUGCCUGUGAUCUCACACUGGAUCCAAACACAGUAAACCCUCAUCUCCGUCUGUCUGAGGAGAACAGGAAGGUGACACGUUUGGAAAAGGAGCGAGAGUCAUAUCCCGAUCAUCCAGAGAGAUUUGAUUAUUGGCCUCAGGUUAUGUGUAGAGAGAUUCUGACUGAACGCUGUUAUUGGGAGGUUGAAUGGAGUGGCUGUAAAGGUGUUGUUAUAUCAGUGAUGGAUAAAGAAAUCAGCCGAAGAGGAGCAGAUGAUGGAUGUAGAUUUGGGUUCAAUAAAAAGUCCUGGAGUCUUGACUGCUCCGAUUACAGAUUCACUGUUUGGCACAAUAAAAACAGCACUGAUGUUGCCUCUCCUUUAACCGCUUCUAAAAGAGUGGGAGUGUAUCUGGACUGUCCGGCCGGCAUUCUGUCUUUCUACAGCGUCUCAAAGAAGCUCACACACUUACACACAUUUAACUUCAUAUUCACAAAACCUCUGUGUGCUGGAUUCAGGAUUUAUACUGACUCCUCUGUGUCUCUGUGCUGUACUAAACAGCCUUCAAACAAGAUGAGGGUCCAGAUUCAUAAGUUUUGGAAUUUGGUUAAAAAAGAUUGAUGAUGAUUCUGCACUGAAUUUCUUCAUGAUUCUGCGAAUGCUUCGAUGUGAUUUUAGGAAAAAAACAUUUUGAAGUAAUGAUUUGCAGUAUUUAAAAUAGUUUAUUUAAAAGUAUUUGUAUACACAAAUUACACAUUUUUGUUGUGCAUGUGUGUAAGGGAAUUUAAAUUCAUUCUACUGUACAUCACAACCAUCUGCCAAGUGUGUAUGUGUGUAUGUGUGUGUAGGUUAUUUGGAGGGCAUUGCAUUGUUAUUUUUGCUGUGUUCUUUACUGUUUUUUUACUCUUAGAGUUUUUUUUUAAACUUGUUCAUAGUCUAGUCUUUUUGAUUAAUUUAUUGAUGGUUCAUGGUUAUUGAUUCUUGAGUUCAUGGCUCUAUGGGCUUAAAUCAGAGUCCUGAGGGAUAGGAGACAAAAUUUCCGCUAUUGGAGCAAUCAUUAGAAAAUGGAAGAAGCUAAACAUGACUGUCAAUCUCCCUUGGACUGGGGCUCCAUGCAAGAUCUCACCUCGUGGGGUCUCAAUGAUGAAUGUGAGAAAUCAGCCCAGAACUACAUGGGAGGAGCUGGUCAAUGACCUGAAAAGAGCUGGGACCACCGUUUCCAAGGUUACUGAUGGUAAUACACUAAGACGUCAUUGUUUGAAAUCAUGCAUGGCACGGAAGGUUCCCCUGCUUAAACCAGCACAUAUCCAGGCCCGUCUUAAGUUUGCCAGUGACCAUUUGGAUGAUCCAGAUGAGUCAUGGGAGAAAGUCAUGUGGUCAGAUGAGACCAAAAUAUAACUUUUUGGUCAUAAUUCCACUAAACAUGUUUGGAAAAGAAGAAUGAUGAGUACCAUCCCAAGAAAACCAUCCCUACUUUGGGACAGGGCGACUGCACUGUAUUAAAGAGAGGAUGACCGGGGUCAUGUAUUGCGAGAUUUUGGGGAACAACCUCCUUCCCUCAGUUAGAGCAUUGAAGAUGGGUCGAGGCUGGGUCUUCCAACAUGACAAUGAACCGAAGCACACAGCCAGGAAAACCAAGGAGUAGCUCUUUAAGAAGCAUAUCAAGGUUCUGGCGUGGCCUAGCCAGUCUCCAGACCUAAACCCAAUAGAGAAUCUUUGGAGGGAGCUCAAACUCUGUGUUUCUCCGACAGGCCAGAAACCUGACUGAUCUAGAGAAGAUCUGUGUCUAAAUUACAGUUGGUACAAAAUUCAGCUGCUAGAAUUCUGACUAGGACCAGUGCAAGGGAGCACAUCACACCUAUUAUGGAAAAUUGCACUGGCUUCCUGUUAGUUUCCAUAUUGAUUUUUAAAUUCUCAUCCAUCGGGGCAAGACCACUUUCUCUGGCUUCUCCUGGGAGCAUUACUGUCAUAUAUUUUUCUAUUUAUAUUGUACAGCUAUCCCUGUUAUGUAAAUGUUAUAAUUAUAACCAUAAGUGGUAAUAGAAUUGUUAUGGAAAUGUUAAAAAUUCUCAUACCUUUAUAAAUAAAUAUCUAAUGUAUAUAAUGAAAAUAAA
This is a messenger RNA of Misgurnus anguillicaudatus (oriental weatherfish), 5133 nucleotides long. The record is from RefSeq and is a predicted model, not a curated record. Lineage: Eukaryota; Metazoa; Chordata; Actinopteri; Cypriniformes; Cobitidae.